AUGUCGACAUCCCCUGCGCCGUCGUCCCAGACGCCGGACCGCUACCAAGAGCCUCACCCUCCAUCUCCAACCGCCGGCCAACUCGACCAAGUCAAACAAGCCAUCAUAUCGCUUCUUGAUCAACCGGGCUAUGACGACGGCAGCGCGGGUCCCGUCCUGGUGCGCCUCGCGUGGCACAGCGCCGGCACAUACUGCGCGCAAACCAACACCGGCGGUUCCAAUGGGGCCGGCAUGCGCUACGAGAAGGAAGGAGGCGACCCGGCCAACGCGGGACUGCAGCACGCGCGGGCCUUUCUGGAGCCCGUGAAGCGGCAGUUCCCCUGGAUCACGUACGCCGACCUGUGGACGCUGGCCGCCGUGGUGGCCAUCCGCGCCAUGGGCGGGCCCGAGAUUUCCUGGAUGGGCGGACGCACCGACUUCACCGACGACUCCAGAGUGCCGCCGCGCGGCCGCCUGCCCGACGGGGCCAAGGGGGCCGACCACCUGCGCUUCAUCUUCUACCGCAUGGGCUUCUCCGACCGCGAGAUCGUCUGUUUGAGCGGCGCGCACAACCUGGGCCGCUGCCACGCCGACCGCUCGGGCUUCGAGGGCAAAUGGGUCAACAACCCGACCCGCUUCAGCAACACGUACUUCAAGCUGCUCCGCCUGCACGACUGGAAGAAGAAAACCCUGCAGAACGGCAUGGUGCAGUAUGUCUACGUGGAUGAGGACGCCGCCGCCGCCGCCGAGGAUGAAGAUGAAGAAGAACCGGAGGAGCUGAUGAUGUUGCCUUCGGACAUGGCCCUGCUCGAGGACGCCCGCUUCCGCAUCUGGGUCGACCGCUACGCGCGCGACAGGGACCUCUUCUUCGCCGACUUCGCCGCCGUCUUUGCAAAGCUGCUCGAGCUGGGCAUCCGCCGCGACGGCGAGUCCGGCGCCGUGCUCAACGACGAGAACCUCCAGGCCGGAUACCGCAGCGCCCCGAAGAAGAGCGAUUCCCCGACCGCAGCAACCGAGCAGGCCAGCACGGGACAAACGUGUGCACAUACACAGGCCAAGUUAUCGAGCAGCAGGACAAAUGGAUCGGCUAGGACGUCAAAGUUAUAA
This is a messenger RNA of Fonsecaea multimorphosa CBS 102226, 1086 nucleotides long. RefSeq lists its product as uncharacterized. Gene Ontology annotation, biological process: response to reactive oxygen species; cellular response to oxidative stress; hydrogen peroxide catabolic process. NCBI's taxonomy places the organism in Eukaryota, Fungi, Ascomycota, Eurotiomycetes, Chaetothyriales, Herpotrichiellaceae. The transcript has a single exon. Gene Ontology annotation, molecular function: heme binding; peroxidase activity. The record is from RefSeq and is a predicted model, not a curated record. The coding region runs from base 1 to 1086 and encodes 361 amino acids.